AUGGACGAUGGGAAAGAUGCGGUACAGGAACAAUAUCCUGAGACGUCAAUUUCUCAGCCACCGGUUGAAGGAAGGCAUAUGGCGAAGCAAAGAAGACAUACGUACACGGAGAAUUUGACAGUAAUCAUGGCCAUUAUGAAUGUCAGCGAGAAAGCAUAUAGGACCUUGAAGACUGCGAAAAUGCAGCCGCAGGAUCACCGCCAGAGUCGGGAGAACGAGCAGCGCUGCCGUCCCUGCCAUCAGUGUAUGGUACCGAUUGGCAUACAGCGCUGGGUCGGCGGCAGCACUCGGAAGCGUCGAAGAGUUCAUGUCGGCGGGCAGGGUGAGAGUGGCAUUGAGCACAGGCGAUAUGAAAAGAAUGUGGCAUGGCUGGAGUGGGAACCAUAUGAUGAUGCGACUUGUGGGAGCCCUGAAGACCAACAGAAAGUUGGCGUACAUGAAUACGAGCCGCAAGCAUUUUAG
This is a messenger RNA of Letharia lupina, 462 nucleotides long. RefSeq lists its product as uncharacterized. NCBI's taxonomy places the organism in Eukaryota, Fungi, Ascomycota, Lecanoromycetes, Lecanorales, Parmeliaceae. The transcript is spliced from 2 exons. The coding region runs from base 1 to 462 and encodes 153 amino acids. The record is from RefSeq and is a predicted model, not a curated record.